GGUGAGCUGCCAAAGGGUGCUUUUCGCCAGCACCCUCUCCCUGCCCCACGACAGACCCAGAGAAACAGGGCUUAGAUGGGGAAACUGAGGCCCAGAAAGGGGUGUGACCUGCUCAAGGUCACACCAAGUGAGGUUGGAGCUGGGCUGAGUGAAGAUCAAGCCUGAGCUGUUCGGGUCUUGAUCUUGUGCCUCCAGGAGCCUGUCCUGGCUCAGCCCGGAUCCCAGAAAGGGAAGGUGCUGGAGUAGGAGUUCUCCAGGCCUGGGAGUGAAUUCUGACUCUGCCAUUACUACCGGUGUGAGGUCUGGCAAGUCACUUCACCUUUCUGAGCCAUUUUCCCAUUUCAAGCAAGGCUUGAUAAUGAGCGUGAAUGACGGCCCCCAGCACAGCGGCUUUGUGGACCCGUGAGCACCGGUGCAGACCCCUUUCCCUAAGGGAACCUCCUCCAGGAAGUUCCCCUCCCCAUGCUUUGCGGCCACAGCGAUACCCAGAGUAGGAACUCUCCCCCCAGAGGGGGCAAUCCUUGCUCCUUGCAUGGCCGAGGGAAUUAAGGCCUGAGCCAGAGGAAUGCUGAAGAUGAUGACCUUCUUCCAAGGCCUUCCAGGCCAGCAGCCUGUGCCAGGGACCCUUGACUUCCCCGGAAGCCCCCAGAAGUUGCCCUCCACGUCAGAGGUGGACUCAGAGGCCUCCAUGUCAGAAGCCUCCUCUGAGGACCUGGUGCCACCACUGGGGAGGGAUGAAGAAGAGACCACGAAGAAGAAGAAGCCAAAAGUCCUGGCCAACAUGUUCAGCGUCUUCACCAAAGGGAGGAAGAAGAAGGGCCAGCCCAGCUCCUCAGAGCCAGAGAGCAAGACUGAGUCCCAGCCCGUGCUGGAGGACCGGUUGCCCACAGUGGAGGAGCUCAAGGCCGACCUGGAACGUGGGCAGCUGGAGGCGGCGCAGCCGCUGCUGGCGCUGGAGCGGGAGCUGCAGGCGGUGGCGGCUGCGGGCAGCGCAGCCGAGGAGGAGCUGGUGUGGCGCCAGAGCAAGGUGGAGGCGCUGUACGUGCUGCUGCGCGACCAGGUGCUCGGCCUGCUGCGCCGGCCGCUGGAGGCGCCGCCUGAGCGGCUGCGCCAGGCGCUGGCAGUGCUGGCCGAGCAGGAGCGCGAGGACCAGUGCGCAGUGACCGCGGCGCCCAGGCCCUCGGCGCUGGUGGCCACGCGCCCACGGCACUGGCUGCAGCUCUGGCGGCGCAACGUGGCGCAGGUGGCCGAGGAGCGCCUGGGCCAGCCUCCGGCCGCACAUGCCAGCGGCCACUCGGAGGCCGAGCGCAUCUUCCUGCACAUGGGCCGCACCAUGAAGGAGGACCUGGAGGCCGUGGUGGAACGGCUGAAGCCGCUGUUCCCCGCCGAGUUCGGUGUCGUGGCCGCCUACGCCCAGAGCUACCACGAACACUUCGCGGCCCAGCUGAUGGCCAUGGCGCAGUUCCAGCUGUGCGAGCGCGACAACUACAUGCUGCUGGUCUGGGUGCAGAAUCUCUACCCCAAUGACAUCAUCAACAGUCCCAAGCUGGCGGAUGAGCUGAAGGAGGUCAGCCUGGGGAGCCUCCUGCCCCCCAACCAGAUCCGGCUGCUGGAGGCCACGUUCCUGUCCAACGAGGUGAACAGUGUGCAGGAGCUGAUGGCCCGCGCCCUGGAGCUGGAGUCACAGCGCUGGGCCCAGGAUGUGGCCCCCCAGAGGCUGGAUGGCCACUGUCACAGCGAGCUGGCUAUUGACAUCAUCCAGAUCAUCUCCCAGAGCCAGGCCAAGGCCGAGAGCAUCACCCUGGACCUGGGCGUGCACAUAAAGCACAUGCUGCUGACGGAGCUGGCUGCAUUCCUCAGGAGCUACCAUCGCGCAUUUGAUGAAUUUCUGGAGCGGUGCAGACAGCUGAGAAAUUACAGGGCCAAUGUCAUCGCCAAUAUCAACAACUGCCUGUCCUUCCGGAUAUCCAUGGAGCAGAGGUGGCAGGCCCCACAGGACCUCCUGGGCCCCCUGAGUGAGCUCAAAAGUCAUGGCUUUGACAACCUGCUCCAGAACCUGUUCAGGGACCUGAAGCCGCUGUUCAAGAAGUUCACACAGACCCGCUGGGCGGCCCCUGAGCAGACCCUGGAGGAAAUCAUCACCACCGUGGGCGUAAGGCUGCCUGAGUUCUCGGAACUGUACGACUGUUUCCGAGAGGAGCUCAUGGAGCUUGUACACCUGCACCUGGUGAAGGAAUACAUUGUCCGGCUCAGCAAGCGGCGCCUGGUCCUCAAGUCGGCCGAGCAGCAGCAGCAACUGGCGGGGCACAUCCUGGCCAAUGCCAACCUCAUCCAGCGCUUCUGCACUCAGAACGGCUCCCCAGGGACCUGGCUGCAUCAAGCCCUCCCCACACUCGCUGAGAUCAUUCGCCUGCAAGACCCCAGUGCCAUCAAGAUCGAGGUGGCCACUUAUGCCACCUGCUACCCUGACUUCAGCAAAGGCCACCUGAGCGCCAUCUUGGCCAUCAAGGGGAACCUGUCAAACAGUGAGGUCAAGAGCAUCCGGAACAUCCUGGACAUUAACACCGGGGUGCACACGCCUGUCAAGUCCCUAUUUUCACUUAUAAAGGUCGGUUAGCUUCUCCUGCAGCCUGACCUGCUUGUGAAUACCCAGCAAGCAUUGGACACACCCCGCUUGGGGGCAAUUCAGACCAGCGCCGGCUUCAUGGCCCCUCACAGGCUUCCUGCCUGCUCCUGCCUCUGCCCAGCCCUGGCCAAAGUGCA
Molecule: messenger RNA, 2763 nt
Organism: Rhinolophus ferrumequinum (greater horseshoe bat)
Lineage: Eukaryota; Metazoa; Chordata; Mammalia; Chiroptera; Rhinolophidae
Gene: TNFAIP2
Product: TNF alpha induced protein 2
Exons: 12
Coding region: 566-2617 (683 amino acids)
Biological process (GO): exocytosis; exocyst localization
Cellular component (GO): exocyst
Molecular function (GO): SNARE binding
Source: RefSeq, a predicted model, not a curated record